Molecule: messenger RNA, 2642 nt
Organism: Thunnus maccoyii (southern bluefin tuna)
Lineage: Eukaryota; Metazoa; Chordata; Actinopteri; Scombriformes; Scombridae
Product: potassium voltage-gated channel subfamily S member 2-like
Exons: 2
Coding region: 439-1878 (479 amino acids)
Biological process (GO): regulation of delayed rectifier potassium channel activity; protein homooligomerization; potassium ion transmembrane transport
Cellular component (GO): membrane; voltage-gated potassium channel complex
Molecular function (GO): voltage-gated potassium channel activity; protein binding
Source: RefSeq, a predicted model, not a curated record
GAGAGAAUUCCCUCGCACAAACAAAAGCCGCUGCCAGGGCGUGUAUCAGUUCCUACGGCUCUCAGAAUUUACUGUUGUAACUGUAACCGAGACCUGUAGCUGAAGGAAGUGUAAACCCCGUGUGAUGCAGGAUGUGAGGACAACCAGCUACACCAAGCCUUCGGGUAGCCUACAUUUCAGAAAGAAGCGUCAAUUUAUUCCUGUCUGGAGGCAACAACAUCGUAUUUGACAUCGCGCCGACUCCUUUCAGAAGAGCUCUUCUGGCCAAGCUGUGAGAAUCAACCUGACAGAGACGAGUCUGUUUGGACUCCAGGGGAAACAGGUUCCUGCGCUUUUUCUGGGGCCAAACUUGCCCACAAACUGCAGUAUGCCAUCGCUGGAGUUGAAAUGCGGAGUCUUCUUGUAGGAGGAUAGAGUGACCUGGCCGCGCUUUAAAACAUGACAGGUCAGGUCCGGGGGGAACCGGGCCGCGGGGCUCACAUGGAUGACAACGCCGCCAUCCGCAUCAACGUGGGAGGCUUCAAGAAGCGUCUCCAGUCCGACACUCUCUCCCGGUUCCCCGAGACGAGACUUGCGCGUCUACUCCACUGUCAGUCCAAAGAGUCCAUACUGGAGCUGUGCGACGACUACGACGACACAGAGAAAGAGUUUUACUUCGACAGGAACCCGGCACUCUUCCCCUAUGUGUUGAAUUUCUAUAACACUGGGCGGCUGCAUGUCAUGGCCGAGCUGUGCAUCUUCUCCUUCAGCCAGGAGAUCGAGUACUGGGGCAUCAACGAGUUCUUUAUUGACUCCUGCUGCAGCAGCGCCUAUCACUGUAGGAAGAUGGACCAGGACAGGGACGACUGGGAAGACCGGAGUGAUGAGGGGAGCACCACCUCAUCAUUUGACGAGUUGUUGGAGUUUUAUAAUGACGCCACCAAGUUUGACAAGCAGAUGCUCGGGAGCGCACGGAGGCGCGUGUGGUUAAUGCUGGAUAACCCCGGCUACUCCGUGGCCAGCCGCAUCAUCAGCAUCCUCUCUAUCCUGGUGGUGCUUGGCUCCAUCGCCACUAUGUGCAUGAACAGCAUGAGUGAGUUCAGCCUGUUGGACAGCGAGGGGCAACCCACAGAGGAUCCCCGUUUUGAGACUGUGGAGCACUUUGGCAUCGGCUGGUUCACUCUGGAGCUGGUCGCCAGGUUCGUAGUGGCACCGGAUGUGCUGCACUUCUUCGAGCACCCGUUAAACGUGAUAGACCUGGUGUCCAUACUUCCAUUUUACCUGACACUCCUUAUAAAUCUGGUGGUGGAGAGCAGCCCGGCGCUGGCCAAUCUUGGACGCGUUGCGCAAGUGCUGAGGCUGAUGAGGAUUUUUCGCAUCCUGAAGCUGGCCCGCCACUCCACAGGGCUGCGCUCCCUGGGGGCCACGCUCAGGAACAGCUACAAAGAAGUGGGCCUGCUGCUUCUCUAUCUGGCCGUCGGGGUGUCGUUUUUCUCCGUCAUGGCCUACACGGUGGAGAAAGAGGACAGCGAGGAUCUCUCCACCAUCCCGGCGUGCUGGUGGUGGGCCACCGUCAGCAUGACCACUGUCGGGUACGGAGACGUGGUCCCGGUGUCCAUAGCGGGUAAGCUGACUGCAUCGGCGUGCAUCCUGGCAGGGAUCUUAGUAGUUGUGCUUCCGAUUACGCUCAUUUUCAAUAAAUUCUCCCUCUUCUACAAGAGACAAAAACAGCUGGAGAUCGCAAUGAGAAGCUGUGAUUUCGAUGAGGGGAUAAAAGAGGUGCCCUCGGUCAACCUGAGGAACUAUUACGCACACAAAGUCAAAUCCCUCAUGGCGAGCUUGUCAAACAUGAGUCGGAGUUCACCCAGUGAACACAGUCUGAAUGAGUCAAUACACUGAAACAGUUUUAUUAAGGACACCCGGUCGGGAUGGGUGACACCGUUCAUUCAAUGUGGCUGCAUGAGGAGCUGUCCGGGGCGCUGAAACAUCUGGAUCAAAAGCUCACUUCCUUCCCACUGAUAUCUGACCGUUUGCCUCUCUGUAGCUCUGUGCAAUAAUGUGUUAAUCUAUGUGUCAGUCACAAUGAGAAAGUAAGCAAAUGUACUGGACAGCCUGAAUAUAAUAUUUCACUGUGCAUUAUUGUGGUCUCUCACCAUACAGGCCAGACAAAAUUGGACGACAUAAGAUUAAAAAGAAAGAGAAUGCUGUAGAUGUUUACGGUCCUUAAUGGUGUCACACUGUAGCCCCCCUUCAGCUAUACUUGUUGUGAUCAAAUAUGUCUGAAGUAGCUCCAGCUGUAUCUCUUUUUGGAAGAGUGUUGAUGUGUUAUUGUGGUGUUGCAACAAGAUUAUUUCAGAUGUGUAGUAAAAGCAAACUAUUAAACAAGAAAUACGUAACACAGUUUUCCUGCUUGUUUCAUGUACAGAGCGAGGGUCUUAAGGUCUGCCUAAGUCUGACUUACUGACUGAGAUAACACAUGAAAGCCUGGAGGGGAAAGAUGGAUUCAUAGUAGUGACUGACACAAUAUCUAAAACAGUUUGACAGGCAUAGCAACAACCAUUCAGAGCUGACAUGUUGAAUCAAUUUAUUGUGAGUUGAUUUGAUUUUUUUGCUGCACCACCAUAUAAUGCAAAAAUAUGUUUAUUAGUCAAUAUGCUUUACUA